Monodelphis domestica (gray short-tailed opossum) is the source of this 1066-nucleotide messenger RNA. NCBI's taxonomy places the organism in Eukaryota, Metazoa, Chordata, Mammalia, Didelphimorphia, Didelphidae. The record is from RefSeq and is a predicted model, not a curated record.
ACCUCCCGGAGCCUGGCUAGGUCUGUCUGACCACUUAGGCCAGGGUCGGGGAGUGCAGGAAGGGUCAGAACCCCCGCAGCCGGCGCCGAAUGAGGUGAAGGGCAUGCACUGGCUGGACUAGACCAGAGAUAGAGCUGGCUCGGUCCAGAGGAAACUCGCCGCAGGGACUGACUACGCCCCCGCCCUCCAGCCCGCCGGGUCUCCCAGGAACAACGAGAUGAGGGGAGGCCUAGCAAGAGCGCCGCCGCCGCCCAACCUGCGCCUGCGUACCGCCGCGGCCCUGCCCCUCAUCGUCCGGCAGCCAUAGAGAGGCGGCCGUGCGAGCCAGGAGGCGGGUCCAGUCUCAACGUGCCCGCCCAUCCCGCCGCGACGUCAGACACGCCGGCUUCUCAGGGGCCUUCCCUACGUGCUUUGCGACCCGUCGGUCUUUCCUGGUUGGGCCGGUGUUCGGGAGGCCGCCAGCAUGGGAGUAGAUAUACGCCACAACAAGGACCGGAAGGUCCGGCGCAAGGAGCCCAAAAGCCAGGAUAUCUACCUGCGGCUGCUGGUCAAGCUGUACCGGUUCCUGGCCCGCAGAACCAACUCGACGUUCAACAAGGUUGUGCUGAAGAGACUGUUCAUGAGCCGGACCAACAGGCCCCCCCUGUCCCUGUCCCGAAUGAUCAGGAAGAUGAAGCUGCAGGGCAGGGAGAACAAGACCGCCGUGGUGGUGGGCACCGUGACUGACGACGUCAGGAUCCAGGAUGUGCCCAAGCUGAAGGUGUGUGCCCUUCGGGUCACCAGCAAUGCCCGAAGUCGCAUCCUCAAGGCUGGUGGGAAGAUCCUCACCUUCGAUCAGCUGGCCAUGACAUCCCCCAAGGGCCGGGGCACCGUCCUGCUGUCUGGUCCCCGGAAGGGCCGCCAGGUGUACAGGCACUUUGGGAAGGCGCCUGGCACUCCGCACAGCCACACCAAACCUUACGUCCGAUCCAAGGGCCGAAAGUUCGAGCGCGCCAGGGGCCGCCGUGCCAGCAGAGGCUACAAAAACUAACCCCUUUCCUUGUUAUAUUAAAGUUUUUGGACACCA